Molecule: messenger RNA, 1698 nt
Organism: Exophiala spinifera
Lineage: Eukaryota; Fungi; Ascomycota; Eurotiomycetes; Chaetothyriales; Herpotrichiellaceae
Exons: 3
Coding region: 1-1698 (565 amino acids)
Biological process (GO): transmembrane transport
Molecular function (GO): transmembrane transporter activity
Source: RefSeq, a predicted model, not a curated record
AUGGAUACCGCGACGACUUGUGACUCAAGUGAGCAGCUCUCGAGACAAUCAAGCUCGGUUGAGGUAGAGGAGACACCAGUGCCGAGCCCAGAGACACUGGUGACGCUGGAUAGUAUUGAUGAUCCCCUUUCAGCUCAGAACUGGCCGUUAAGAAAGAAGCUUUGGACAGCUCUCGCAUAUGGCUUGUGCUGCGUUUCCUCGACAUUCGCAUCUGCGCUCCUGAGUCCAGCGACAGGCCUCAUUUCGCACCGCUUCGGCAUCUCAGACGAAGUGGCUACCUUCUCGACAGCCACUUUGUUCUUGUUCGGUUAUGUCGCCGGCCCAUUUGUUUGGGCGCCAAUGUCGGAACGGCUGGGCCGUAAGAUCCCCAUGUGCCUGGCCAUGUUUGGGUUCGUCUGCUUUGGUGCCGCAUCAGCGACUGCCAAAGACUACCAGACCCUUUGUCUCUCUAGGUUCUUCCAGGGUGCUAUGGGUGCCUGCCCAGUCGCCAUCACCAUCGCCAGCUUUGCAGACAUGUUCAACCCCUUUCACCGGGCAUACGCUAGUACUGUCUUUGCCCUCACUGUAUUCAGCGGACCAAUGCUGGCAUCGCCGGUCGGUGGCUUUACGGCCGACAAUCAUUCGCUGGGUUGGCACUGGUGUGCCUGGUGGGGAGUCCUCGCCGGCGCGCUGAGUUUGUUGGUCGCCCUGACUUGCGCUUCGGAAACGUAUCUGCCAUAUCUCCUCAAGCAGAAAGCGGUGGAGCUUCGCCACGAGACCGGAAACUGGGCCCUGCAUUCUCGGCUUGAGGAAAUCCGCCUCCCUCCUGGGGAACUCGUCAAGUCGCUGUUCAAGCGCCCAUGCUUGAUGAUGGUCCAGGAACCGAUCUUGAUGCUUGUCAGUGUCUAUACGGCCUUCGUCUACGCUCUACUUUACACAUUUCUCGACGCCUACAGCGUGGUGUUUGUCGAAGGUUAUCACAUGAACCUGGGCGUAGGCGGGCUGCCCUUCUUCGGGCUCGUGACCGGUCUGGCUCUUGCAGCUUUUGCCAAUAUCCUGCAACAACGCUUCUACGUGACACCGAGGUUGAAGAGAAACAACGGAGUCAUGGUACCCGAAUGGAGAAUGCCGAUCGCCAUGACCGGCGCUCUGGCCUUCCCUCUGGGCCUGUUUUGGUUCGGCUGGACAGGCGCAUACCCACACUCUAUCCAUUGGAUCGUCCCUACAGCGAGCGGGAUUGUCACCGGAUAUGGUAUUCUCAUCAUAUUUAUGUCAUUUUUCACGUAUUUGGUGGACGUCUACAAAACCAACUCAGCGUCAGCCUUCGCCGCCGCGACCAUCAUACGAUCCGGCCUUGCAGCGGCGUUUCCACUCUUUGCGACCCAGAUGUUCCACAAUCUCAAGGUGCAAUUUGCUACCACGUUACUGGCGCUGUUGGCCGUGCUGCUUGCCCCCGUGCCGGUGCUCUUCUAUUUCUAUGGCGCCCGCAUUCGUGCUAGGAGCAGAUUCGCUUUGGACGAAAGCGGUCUAGAAGUUCGCCGGUCCGAGAAAGUCGAGGAAGAGGACGAAGAAGAAAAAGUCGGCGCCCUCAGGAUUCCAACACGUGGCUCUGCGGUGCAUUCCGACCGUCAUCUCAAAAGGAUUUUGAGCGGUGAGGACAACUGGAUGGGCUCGAUAAGGAGCGUCACCCGCGAGGAAAUGGAAAUACCAGAGUCCUGA